AAGAAGUCAAGAGUCAAGAGAGCCAGAUGCAACCCACAUCAACACACCCAAAUCUUCCUGUAUAUAACUCUUUUGUUGGUAUAGAGCUUUAUCAGAGAGUAAUAAGUUGAGGUGGAACUGGCGUCCAUGAAGCUGUUAUCUUAAAACUAACUGGUGAAACAAGGAUUAAUACAUUUGAUAAGAUGGAUGACAUUGACGCCAUGUUCAGUGACCUGCUGGGGGAGAUGGACCUCCUCACUCAGAGUCUCGGUGAGGAAACAGUACCUCCUGCGUCCCUCCCCAGCAUCGACAAGGAAGUCAACUACUCCAUUGGCUAUAAUGACCUGAAUGAGUCCCUCCAUGAACUGGAAGACACCGAUUUGGAUGCGCUCAUGGCUGAUUUGAUGGCUGACCUAAAUGCGACGGAAGAGAAACUUACAGCAGAGAUGAAAGGUCGGAAGGACCCAUCACCGCCCCAGUCAGGUUUACCACCACCGCCUAUGGGCCUGAGCACCAGCCACGCCUCCUCCCUCAUUUCCCCAACAUCACCAGCGAGCAGCACCAGCAGCAAUGUUAGCACCCCGGCCUCCUCCUCCACCUCCCCUUUACCACCUCCGCCUCUUCAGACUGUAAAGCCUACAAGGGAGGAAAUCGAGGCGCAGAUGAAAGCAGACAAAAUCAAACUUGCUCUUGAGAAGCUCAAGGAAGCUAAAGUGAAAAAGUUGGUGGUGAAGGUGCUGAUGAAUGACGGCAGCGCCAAGACUCUGAUGGUCGACGAGAGGCAAAAUGUCAGGGAAGUUCUGGACAACCUGUUUGAGAAAACUCAUUGUGACUGCAAUGUGGACUGGAGCCUGUGUGAGACCAACCCUGAACUGCAACUUGAACGUACGUUUGAAGACCACGAGAACCUUGUGGAGCCUCUCUUAGCAUGGACAAGAGACAGCGAGAACAAAGUCCUCUUUCAGGAGCGAGGGGAAAAAUACGAGGUUUUCAAAAACCCACAGAACUUUUAUCUAUGGAAGAAGGAUAAGAAAGAUCUCAAAGACAUAAAAGAGAAAGACAAGGAGUUAUUAAUACAGGAGAACUUCGGCGGGACUUCUAUCAUCGUGCCUGAUCUUGAAGGGGUGAUGCACCUCAAAGAAGACGGGAAGAAGUCCUGGAAACCGCGGCUCUUCCAUUUGAGGGCCUCUGGAAUUUAUUAUGUGCCCAAAGGGAAAACCAAGUCAUCCCGUGACCUUGUCUGCUUUGUCCAGUUUGACAACGUAAAUGUCUACUAUGGCAAAGACUUUAAGGGCAAAUACAAAGCCCCAACUGACUUCUGCUUUUUUCUGAAGCAUCCUCAGAUCCAAAGAGAGUCUCAGUACAUCAAGUACCUCUGCUGCGAUGAUGAUUCUUCAAUGAACCUUUGGGUAACCGGAAUACGGAUUGCAAAGUACGGUUCGUCGCUGUAUGAAAACUAUAAAACCGCACAGAAAAGGGCUGCCGUCAGCUCUGUGUGGACGCAGUACAGCACUCCAUCGAGCUCCAAUCCAUCAACACCCUCACCCACCAUCAAAGCCAAAUCACCAAGCCAUGCCAAUGGUCAUGCUUCCAGGCCAGAACCAGGACCUGUUACCAAGGACUUUGGAAAUGUCCCACCUCCACCCCCACCCCCACCAUUGGCCAAUUUCCUUCCCCCACCACCUCCAGAACCAUUCCUCCCUCCUCCACCACCUCCUUUGGCUGUAAAGAGUUCCCCAAAACCUGCCCCGCCCCAGCGACACCUGCCAACCAACUUCCCGCCUCCUCCACCUGCAAUGGACAACCUCCCUCCUCCACCGCCGGCCCCACCCAAUGACGAUGCCCCGGAGGCCCCGCCAGACUUCCUUCCACCUCCUCCUCCAGCCACUGGCUUUGGUGCAAUGCUGCCUCCUCCGCCGCCAUUGAACUCCCUACCACUACCGCCUCCCCCAGUGAGUUUCAGGAGUGCGGACCAGUCUCUGCCUCCUCCACCACCAGAUCGAGGGUUUUUAUCUCCGCCUCCACCUCAGCCAAUCUUCACAGGGGCUGGAGCACCCCCUCCACCUCCACCACCUCCACCUGCUGCUGCCCGACAAGCACCGGUGCGGCCUUCUGGCUCAGUAAGGAAGCGACCUCCUGCUCCGCCAAAGAGGACUACGCCAUCGCUGCAAGGAGAAGCAGGAGGAGGAGGAGGUGGAGACUUCAUGUCAGAACUGAUGCUGGCCAUGAACAAGAAGCGUGAUCAUUAGCCAGAGUAAGAAAACGGUACAAACUGCGCCCGCACAACGUCUAACUUAACCCGUACACAGCCUCGCUUGACUUCAGCAAAACAGAUACUCUUUACAUCUCCAACAUGAAGCCAGUGGAGAACAAUACAGACUUCAUCUCUUCCAGAAAACAGAUGGCAAAAGCUUAUCCAAGACAUAAUCAGAUGGAUCAGCCCCACGUGAAGAUUAUAAGACAGCAGUGUUUGUUUGACCGGCUCUCAAGAGUUUCAGCAGUUUGGUCGAAUUUUGCGUAUUCUUGCCCUUUGACUGAGUGAGUGACAUCACACAGGAGUAAAUGCAAUACACAAUAUAAAGAAUAAAUUAGAAUACAAUAAAUAUGCCAAACUACCAUUACUAAUAUAUAAACAUUAGAGAUUGUAUGGACUCAGUAUAGAGGUGAAAUACUGCCCCCUAUUACUUUGGAGCAGGUGGUUUGGAAGUACACAUUGAUAUAAGACCUGUUUGACAACUUGCUGAAAGAAGACAUGAUGAUCUGUUGUAACAAAUGUUGUUUUUUUUAAUGACAUAAAAGAUCUAUUGCUUUAAGUACACGUCAAAUAAACAGUUUUAUAGAAUUGUAUAUAUAUAUUGUCAUGUUUGCAUGGAGGGCUGUAAAUACCAUAAAAAAACACAUUUCCAAUAUUCAUAAAACUGUAUUAGUUUUUAGCUAAAUAAAACCUGGCAUAAGAACUGCAUGAACAUCAUUUCUUAUUGGAAUGAAUUAUUGUGUUUUCUUCCUGUCAUUGUGUACAACUUGCUAAAAAACUAAAAGGUAAAAAGGACUGGACCUAGUCUCCUUUUUUUUUAGCUUUGGUGUGUGGAUGCUGUAUUGGAAUAGUCAUACUGUAUACUAUGUGAACCUAGAUCGUUAAAAAAAAAAACAGGACAGCGUCAACUGUAGAAUCUUUGAAUUUAUUUGUGUGUCAAUAUGUAGUAGAAAGAACAUUUAACAGCCAUGACCUUGACAUUUUGGAGCAAAUCUUUUCCACCAACAUGAAACAAUUUACUAAAGUAUACGGUAAAAGCUCAAGUGUGCAGUAAUUCUUCUUCACUUUAGUGUGUUUUGCUCUAUCCAAGAAUCUCUCAAGAGGAACAGCUGACCUUUAACCUCUGAGCCCACUGGGGAGGUCUUGCUGCAUAGCCCGCCUCCUCUGCAGUCUCUUGUGUAACAAAGGGAAAUGACAGGAUAUGGUGCAGCAGCUCCACCUAGUGGGGAUAAAAUAAAAGACACCAGGUUACAAUCAAUCACAAAAGUAGUGGGGCAGUGCUUUGACUUUGUAUAGUAAUAUUAAACAAUUGAUGUAAGUUAUAUAUAGGAAUACUGGAGUUACAUUUUAUACUUAAAAUGUCAUAGUAUAGUAUAACAUACAAAAUGUCAUGAUGUAGUAUUACAGGUCAUAAAAAAGUAAUAGUAAAGUAUGCAAUAACAGAUUUCCUAAUAUAGCAUGUCAUUCAAAGUAAUAGUGUUACAUCAAAGUAUUGUAUGCCAUAAAAAUGUCAUAGAAAAUUAUGUCAUAACAACUUUCAUAAUGUCGUAAUAAAGUCCUAAAAAAUGUCAGAAUAUUUUAAAGUAUGCUCAUAAUAUGUAAAGAAAUAAAUAAAAGUCAUUCAAAAGUUUGUCACAAAAAAUGUCGCACUAUAUUAUGCCACAAAAUCAUGGCAUAAAAAUAUUCAAAAUAUACUAUGUCAUGAAAAAGGUCACUAAAAAAGUCCUAGUAAACUUUACAGGUACUUGUAAUUAAUUAGUGGUAUGGACGCUAUAAACAGCCUCGGCCGUGUCUAGUCAUUUUAAUAAAUAUCAUACACACACCUCAGAAAAAUCAUUCAUCUCAGCUUUUCUUAUAGCAGACUCUGCCAUCCAGUUCCUCAGCACAUAUCUAGGAUUAACAUCUGUAAGAAAUGUUUUACAAUCAGACAAAGCUGUUCCUGUUUAGAACAUCAGAACAUUAUUGACAUGUGUGUAAGUGAAUUAUUUGUUAUUUUCUGUUUUAAUAAACAAUGCCAUGAGUCACUGUGAAACUUCCAAUUACAACAUAUUUUAUGUUCAAAUAAACAAACAUGUGUAGAUUUA
Cottoperca gobio is the source of this 4317-nucleotide messenger RNA. RefSeq names its product amyloid beta (A4) precursor protein-binding, family B, member 1 interacting protein (gene apbb1ip). NCBI's taxonomy places the organism in Eukaryota, Metazoa, Chordata, Actinopteri, Perciformes, Bovichtidae. Gene Ontology annotation, cellular component: plasma membrane; cytosol. Gene Ontology annotation, biological process: signal transduction. The coding region runs from base 183 to 2228 and encodes 681 amino acids. The record is from RefSeq and is a predicted model, not a curated record. The transcript is spliced from 14 exons.